AUGGAUGUUUGGUAUUGUCAGGGGUUUCCCGUAGUGCCACGUGACAUUUACGUUGUCUGGCGUGUGCUACGGCUACAGGGACGCGGAUGGCCGUGUCUUCGCUGUGUUGGAAAUGCAUCGAUAUUUGGUGAAGGAGAUUUGAGCAAAAUAGUCAAAAGAGACCCAAAAACACUGUCAGCGUACACAUGCUUCACACGGAUACGUAUAGCAGAUGGUCGGUCACACGCAUACAGUUCACUGGAGAACACCAGUAGAGAUAUACUCGACGGUGGUUGGUGCUGUGCUGUGUCGGUUCAGCCUGAAAUGGGAUGA
Molecule: messenger RNA, 312 nt
Organism: Brugia malayi
Lineage: Eukaryota; Metazoa; Nematoda; Chromadorea; Rhabditida; Onchocercidae
Exons: 2
Coding region: 1-312 (103 amino acids)
Source: RefSeq, a predicted model, not a curated record